Messenger RNA from Ceutorhynchus assimilis (cabbage seed weevil), 2734 nucleotides. Lineage: Eukaryota; Metazoa; Arthropoda; Insecta; Coleoptera; Curculionidae. The record is from the annotation of a GenBank genome assembly.
GUCAAACCCACCUUGAUUCGAUAUAUCGAUAUCGUCCAACAUCCAUAUACCGUAGCUAUGGCAGUACAAGCAACAAUAGGUGUAUGACUAGUGAUUAUAUUUAACUGGAAUAUUGAAUAUUGUGUUUUUGGUGUCUUCAGAACAAUAAGUCUGUAGAAACAAACAGGGUGUUAACUCAAUAACAAGCCCUUUUCAAAAACAAAAAAGCAAUGGCUAGGGCAUUAGUUAAUAAUUACUAUACACAGUCUGCUUAUGCUGAUGUUUUAAGAGCUAAUUCAGCAGCCUUUUUUUAUAAACUAGACGAAAUGGAGUUUCAUGUGAAAAAAGCCUCACAUGCUUAUCUACAGGAUAAUGAAAAAUACAUACUCUGCCUAGAAACACCAGAAACCACUCUGAUGUCUGUUUUACUAGCACACUCAUUGAGAAAAUUGAACAAAGACAACUUGUUGGAUCUAGUAUUUACUGAUUUUCAUAAUUUCAUUAGAACCAAUACGCAACAGAAUGAAAACUCUCCGAACUUCCCUGAUAUAUUGGUAUGUAAAGUGGAUGUAAACGAGCAACUAAAUCAAUGUUCUGAAUUAUUAACAUCAUGGGCAAGGCUCGUCAAGAAUGAAUCUAAAAAAAUAAUUUUUAUAAUAAAAGAUUCCAAGUAUUUAGAGCAAACCAUGAUAGACGCUAGAAUGGUGUACGUUUUGAAGUUGAAAUUCACUGAAUUGUGGGAAGAAAAUAAGACUUCAAAUAAUGAAGAAAAUAAAGUUGGGAAUAAUCAAGAAAAUUUGAACAUAAAAACAAUGAAUGAUGUAUUGAAUAAUGCAGUUUCAAAUGCUGGAGAUGAGGCAAUUAAAGCAAAAGAAGAAACUAAUGAGAAAUCAGCUUUGCCCACUGAAGCAGAAAUCCAGGAACUUACCGCAAUUUUAAAAUUACAUGGCAUUGAAUCCGUAAAUGCAGUGGAUAAGCAAGGCCAGAACAACACUCCAUUGCAUUUGGCAGCCAAAAAUGGACAAAACAAAAUCGUCAAAGUUCUGCUACUUUGUGAUGCCGGCAUGGAAUUAAAAAAUUAUGAGGGUCAUACACCUCUUUAUUUAGCAGCUGAAGGGGGUCAUCACAAAGUAGUUAGCACUUUGCUUGAAAAUGGUGCUAAUCCCAAUGCAUUAAAUGCAAUAACUGCUAGAAUUAGCAAUAAAGAAACUCCACUCCAUAUGGCAUGCUACAACAAUGAUGUCCGCUCAGUUGAGCUUCUUUUGAAAUUUGGUACCAGCAUUGACACAAAAGAUAAGGAUGGUUAUACACCUCUUCAUUUAGCAAUUGAACAGGAACAUUACGAAGUAGUUAGCAUUUUGCUGGAGAACAAUGCUAAUAUAAAUAGAAUUACCACAGCUGGUCAAAUUCCACUCGAAAUAGCAUCUAGUAAGAAUAAUGUCCGUUUGAUGGAACUACUUUUGAAAUUUGGUGCAGAAAUUGAAACAAAAACUCUAGAUGGUAAUACACUUCUUCAUUUGGCAACUCAAAAGAGUCAUCACGAAAUAGUUAACACUUUGCUGGAAAACAAUGCUAAUAUAAAUGCAAUCAACAAAGUUGGUCAAACUCCACUCCAAAUUGCAUUUUCUAAAAAUGAUGUCCGCUUGAUUAAACUAUUUUUGAAAUUUGGUGCUGAAAUAGAAACAAAUACUGUAGAUGGUAAUGGUAAUACACUUCUUCAUUUGGCAACUCAAAAGAGUCAUCACGAAACAGUUAACACUUUGCUGGAAAACAAUGCUAAUAUAAAUGUAAUCAACAAAGUUGGUCAAACUCCACUCCAAAUUGCAUUUUCUAAGAAUGAUGUCCGCUUGAUUGAACUAUUUUUGAAAUUCGGUGCUGAAAUUGAAACAAAAACUGUAGAUGGUAAUACACUUCUUCAUUUGGCAACUCAAAAGGGCGAUCACAGUGUAGUUGGCACUUUGCUGGAAAACAAUGCCAAUAUAAAUGCAAUUAACAAUGCUGGUCAAACACCAAUCCAUAUGGCAUCUUGUAAAAAUGAUGUCCAGUUGAUUGAACUUCUUUUGAAGUUUGGUGCCAACAUUGAAACAAAGCAAGCUGGAAAUGGUAUGACACCUCUGCAUAUAGCAUCUUCCUCUGGCCAUAACUCGGUAGUAACCACAUUGUUGGAACACGGAAGCAAUAUAAAUGCUCAGGACAAUAAUGGACACACGCCAUUGCACCACGCUAUACAAAUCAAUAGUCAACAAGUUGUUACCAAUCUUUUACAAAAUGGCGUCGACCCCAAUCUACAAAAUAAUUCAAAACAAACUGCUGUUGAUUAUGCUAGAUAUUUUGGUCGAAGCACUUUAAUUCACUUAAUUGAAAAAUAUGAUGGUUGGAAUUAACAAUUUUUGAAUAAAUAAAUUUAGUUCUAUAUUUUUUGUUUUAUUUAUACAAGGGGGGUUUUCCGAUGGGUUGAGGUGCAAAAUGCGUUAAAGCUUACCAAUGCACGGCCCUUUUUUUUUCUCAGUGAUAAAAAUAGGUCUACUAAUGAGAAGUAUACUGAAGUUACGUGAAAAAAUAGUCCGGCUAAUCUGUGAGUAUGGAUAAUAUGUCUAGCAAGUGAAAAAUUGAAGACCCGAAAAUUUUCAGCCAGACUCACUUCCACUAUCUGAUAUAAGCCAAAUUGUUAUUUUCAUAUACUUUAUGUUCUAUUGUAGUAAAUGUAAAAUAUUUAUGUCUAGGAAAAUUAACGUACUUGAACUUUUCAUUGAUC